UAAAGCAGCGGCCCAUAUUCCAAGUCCAAUGUGUGCCUAUUUCUCAUGAAGAAUUUGCAAGUGUAGUGAAGACUCAAAAACAGUGUCUUUGGGGUUUCGUACUGAGAAGAAUCAGCAUCUCUAAUUUGCAGCUUAUCGAUUCUCUCGUAUUCAGGUAGCCAGGGACUACACAAUCAUUAGCUGAAACACUGAUGGAGCUUCCUCCUACAUCAUCUUUUGGAUUGUCAUCAGAGUCCUUGGAACAAAGUGGGAAGCUGAUGGCAAACACAAAUGCGAAAGCACUAGCAACUUUCUCCCUGCAAAGCCCAAAUUCUUCACAGGGACCGGUGGCAAUUCUUUGGGACAUUGAGAACUGUCCUGUUCCAAGUGAUGUACGCCCUGAGGAUGUAGCUAGCAACAUCAGAAUGACUCUGCGGGUCCAUCCUGUGAUCAAAGGAGCAGUUACACUGUUUUCUGCCUAUGGAGAUUUUAAUGCUUUCCCGAGACGAUUAAGGGAGGGUUGCCAGAGAACUGGUGUUAAACUUAUAGAUGUCCCCAAUGGAAGAAAGGAUGCAGCUGACAAGGCCAUCUUGGUUGACAUGUUUCUUUUUGCUCUUGACAAUCCUCCACCCUCGUCCAUUAUGCUAAUAUCAGGAGAUGUUGAUUUUGCUCCUGCACUUCACAUUCUUGGUCAACGUGGAUACACUGUGAUCCUUGUCAUUCCUGCAGGGGUUGGUGUUUCGUCUGCUCUAUGUAAUGCAGGGAGGUUUGUAUGGGACUGGCCAAGUGUCGUUCGAGGCGAAGGUUUUGUGCCUCCUGCAAAGGCCUUAAUGCCUUGUCGUGGUGGUGUCUCAGACAUUACUGGGAUUCUAAUGGGGUGUUGCCAGAUUAAUGACAACCCAGAUGGUCAGCGUGAAGAUGAAGCAAUACUGUAUAGGGGCCUCUCACAAAGCUACUAUAAUGCAAGGGAAUUCUCAAUGAUAUCACAUUCUCUGGCUGAAUGUAAUACCACUGCAGUUUCCAUGCCAUGUUAUCCUACAGGUAUGAGAGCUCAUAAUCUUCCAUCUGGUUUAAUAGUUUCAGCUGGAUGUCCAUCUUCACAUGACCAGAGUGACUUGACAUGGGUGCAGCCUGGGGAUAUAAAUGGUUUGACGGGGCAGCUGGUGAAGUUGCUUGAAUUAUCUGGCGGCUGUUUGCCUCUUACACGUGUUCCUGCAGAAUACCAGAAAAUUUAUGGGAGGCCUCUUUACAUUUCUGAAUAUGGUGCAGCUAAGCUCGUGAAUCUUCUCAAGAAGAUGAGUGAUGCAAUUUCUGUCGGGGGGAAAGGCAAAAAGAAGUUUGUCUACCUCCAUAAUUUAUGUGCUGUACCAAGUGCUCCCCCCUUAACAAUAUUAAAAAGAGAUAACAAAGGAAAAGGAACACAAGAGGGAAAUGCCGAUAUUGUGACUGGGGUUGGAUCUUCAGAUGAGUUCUCUGAUGAUGAAAGAGGACUCAUAAAAGAGCAUGGGGAGAGCUGUGAGAAAUCUAAUAUGGGUGCAAUAGUUGAAAAAAACCUUGAAAAUUUCAAGUAUGAACUUCAAGAAAUACUUGUUAGCUACUCUUGCCGGAUUUUUCUUGGUUGUUUUGAGGCAAUAUAUCAACAAAGGUACAAGAGGCAAUUAGACUACGAGGGCUUUGGAGUGGUUGAACUUGAGCAGCUACUAGCAAAGGUGAAAGAUGUCGUGAUUGUGCAAGAGGAUCCAGUUAACAAGAGGAAGUUUCUGGCUGCUGUUGGUGCCUAGAAGUGAUUGCCGUUUAUUUCUUGACUAUUUACUAUCUUAACUUCCUCGGGACUUAUGCUGAGGUAUUUGUUGUUGCCACUUUGUCCUUGUCAUUUUUUGUUUUUGUUUUCUCUUCAUUAUGACAAAGAAAAGCUGAAGUCAUGUUUGUCAUUUCUUCUUCAUCAUGACUUAGUUUGUUGACUUUGUUCUAUAAUGUCAGAAGUUCCUAUGUAACACCAGAACAACGGGAGAUUUAUUUGUAUAUUUGUCUCUUGUUGCUUUCAUCUAAAUACAUUCUAGAAGGUGUACAUUAUUCAAGCUAGUUUGCGCAGGUGUGUUUUCCCUCUUCAUGGUACAUGUCAAUAAUGGGCAAGAUUGUAUAUAACUUGGAUCUGAAUUCUGCUUCUAAAUUCAGUGUGAUGCCUAUCUCUUCCCCAUUUCUUACCUAAGUCUAUGGAAUUAGCCAUAGUUUUCCAUAAGUGUUUUUGCUUUGGGAAAACACACUAUGAGCCUGUUUGGAUCGACUCAUUUUAAGUGUUUUUAAGUCAAAAUAACUUUUAAGCACUUUUGGAGUGUUUGGGUAAAUUAAAGUGCUUAUAAGCACUUAGUUUUCAGCUAAAAUGAUAAAAAUAAGCCAAAAUUCAUUGCAGGAUUUUGGCUUAUAAGUCAAAAGCUAAAAGCCAAUCCAAACAGGCUCUAUAGCUCAUCUCAUGGUUCUUCAAAACUCUUUGCCGCAAAGAGACCAUUUUCAAAGGUUAAGCAAUCUGAUUGUCCGAUUUGACUGAGCUUCUGUCCUCAUUUUACUUGAAGAGCUUUUCUUAGAUAUUAUAUUAUUUUGUUGUUAUUUUUUUAGACAGAUGAGAAUGAUCUCUUUCCAGUUUGUUUGAGUCAAUUUGGUGGGAGUAGUGACAGUCCUACCCUUUUGUCAAGGCUUUUAAGCUUAGCAGGGGAAAAGAGACGAGAACCGUAUCUAGUUUGCUCCAAAAAGUUUUUGCUUAAGCCUUGUCGCAUUGGAGGGAUGUUGAAGUUAGAGAAGGCCCCGUCUCCAUGCAAAAGCUCCCACAAUGGUGUCAAUUAUGGUAGUUCAGUCUUGCAAAAGUUGAAUCAUUUUUGCCACUUCUUUCAAUUUGUUUAUGGUUUGUGUACCAUAUUGAGGCUCCUGCAGAAGUCUGAUGGCAAAGAUAGUAAACUUCCGAUUGGAUAAUAAGGGAUAAAGUAUACAGGUCCCAAAUGUGAUUGAUAGCCUUAUUUUACUGUUAUCCCAAAUGAACUUCAGGUGCAAGUUGGAGGCAGCUAUAAAGGAUUGAAUCUGGUCGUGUGAACAUCUAAAUGGAUGGAGAUGCGCAACGAGCAUAACUGUAACAAGACUUAGUUGGACAUCAGCAUCAACAGCAUAUAGUCAUAGGGUCCAUAUGAUCAUGUCAUAGGCAGUAACUUGAACAGUCGGUCAAGGACUUGAGUCAUAUGGUUGCAUGCGCUUUGAUGUUGCUUCUUGAGGUGUGAAGUUUGUCAUGGAACUCCAACUGUUUUCACCCUUUGGAUUGUUUCAUUCUGCGGAGAAUGGUGGCAAUAGUUUAAUCACAUAGUUUGGGUAUUUAAGCUAGACGUGGGCUAGGAGCACUUGCUCCAUGUAACAGAUGCUUGCCACAUGCAGAAGCAUCAUAGAGAGGGUUUCGAAAGAAAAUUCUUUCCGAAGGUUCUGGUUUUUCAAGGAACGUGGUUUUAACAGCUUCUGUUGUUGUUUGUCAAUGUUAGCUUGGAGCUAUUUGUUUGCUUCUAUGUGAUUUGUUCUGUAAGGCGGACUAUGCUGUAUAUUUGAUUGGAAGGAUUGUUGUAUCUCCCUUGCAGAUGUUCAUUUGUCAGCAAAUUUUCAUAUGGUCUGUAUUUCUUGAACAUUAAACUGGUUUCUUCUUUCCUCCUCCCAUUGCAAGUUUAUUAUGUACAACUUAUGCAACACCCCUCCUUGUUCAGGCAAGGCUUGAGAAACCUUUUUCUAUACCCAUGUUUGACUGUAUAAUACUAAUGGCUUAUUUGUUAGCUUCA
Solanum dulcamara is the source of this 3782-nucleotide messenger RNA. RefSeq lists its product as uncharacterized. Gene Ontology annotation, molecular function: RNA nuclease activity. The transcript has 3 exons. The coding region runs from base 192 to 1760 and encodes 522 amino acids. Gene Ontology annotation, biological process: regulation of gene expression. The record is from RefSeq and is a predicted model, not a curated record. Gene Ontology annotation, cellular component: peroxisome. Lineage: Eukaryota; Viridiplantae; Streptophyta; Magnoliopsida; Solanales; Solanaceae.